CCGGGUCAGGUUCAUGAGAAGCAGAGGGCAGAAUCUGUGGUUCCGAUGAAUUAAAGAUGGGUCAUGUAGAAACUGACAAUGUCAAGGAAACAUUUUAGAGUAUAAAAUCAUUGCUAUCAUUUCCAGGAGCCGGACUAAAGAUGGAUAAUGAAAGGAUAUUAAACCUUACCUUGGAGAUUAUCUACCUGCUGACUGGAGAGGAUUAUGCUCCCGUGAAGAAAACAUCUGGUGAGUGUGAAAGGAGGAGCAGAAAUCAAAGCCCAGUCACAAAAAAAUCUCACUCACUGAUACAUGAGAAGAACAAGGAUCAGAAGAUCCUAGAUCUCACCAACAAGAUCAUUGAGCUGCUGACUGGAGAGGUUCCUGUAAGAUGCGAAGAUGUCACUGUCUACUUGUCCAUGGAGGAAUGGGAGUAUUUAGACGGACACAAGGAUCUCUACAAAGAUAUCAUAAAGAAUGACCAACACCCCACAUUAUCACCUGAUAAAUCUGUCAACAGGGAAACACCAAGAAUAUCUUGUGUUACUCCUAGCUCACUGGAUAGUAGAAAUGAUCCUAAAAGUAAAACUGACAAUGAACUGGAAGCGGGACACUUAUGGCCGGUUAAAAAAAGCAAGAAGAGAACUAGUCACCAUGAAGAACCAGGGAAUGAAGGGAAGACUGUAUCUGACACAGACAUUUCCAGAAAUACAAAAUGUACAUCUACUUGCACACGUCACUUGUCAUAUCCACAAUGUCCUUCUCCUGAUAUUGAGGAGAAGACAAACUCAUGUGAUGGAGCAAUUCUCACAGACUACAAAACCUAUAAACCCACAGAUUAUACAAACUAUCCACUGACUCAUAUUAAAGAGGAACCGGUCUCCUGUGAUGAAGGUGAUACCACAGAUGCUAAGAUUUAUACACAGACAGAUCUUAGACAACAGUACCCAUCUCCUCGUGUUAGGGAGGAAACAGCCUCUUGUGGAAGUAUCACAGACCUUGAGUUCAUUACACCUACAGAUCAUACACAACUAUAUUCUUCUAUUCAUAUUGAGGAGGAACCAAUUUCAUGUGAUGACAACAUCACAGAUACAGACAUUUAUACAUCCACAGAUCAUAGUCAUCACUACCCUUCUAUUCUUAUUGAGGAGGAACCAGACACCUCUGAUAGAGGAAACCUCGCAACCAUUUAUACUCCCCCAGAUCCUAAACAACAAUAUCCAGCUCCUCAUAUAAAGGAGGAACCAGUUUCAUGUGACGGUGGAGACCUCACAGACCCCAACAUUUAUACAGCCAUAGAUAAUACACAACAUCAUCCAUUCAUUCGUAUUAAGGAGGAACCAGUCUUCUGGGGAGAAGAAAGUCUUACAAUACCCUCUAGCAAUGCACAAUUUGAUUAUACCUCUCCUCAGGAUAUUAAUGGUACAGAAUUUAUUGAAUACAUAAGCAUACACGGAAAGACACAUGAUUAUGGUGACUACAGCAACCAGUUAUUUUUCAAUUCUAAGCUUGUUAAGUCUGAAAAAAUCCCAGCAGACCAGUACACAUUGUACAAGUACGGAAAAUGUUUUUCAGAACCUUCAACUCUUUUCACCCAUCAUCGGAUUAGUAAUUCAGAAGUACCUUUUAACUGUUCAUACUGUGGGAAGAGUUUUGUGUAUUACACACAUCUCAUGACCCACCAGAGAAUCCACACAGGAGAGAGACCGUAUGCAUGUUCUGUCUGUGGAAAGCGGUUUGCACAUAAUUCAACUCUGGUCACUCAUCAGCGGAUACAUACAGGAGAACGUCCCUACGUUUGCUUCCAUUGUGGGAAGUGUUUUACUAAAAAAUCUAACUUGACGACCCACAACCGCAUUCACACAGGAGAAAGGCCUUAUUCUUGCACCAAAUGUGGGAAAUGCUUUGGAAGUAAGAGCCAUUUUAAUAGACAUGUAAAAAUCCACAAAAAAGAAACAAGUCGUUUUUAAGCCUUCGAAAGUACCAGCUUUCUUGUGUUGGGACCAUGUGAGGUGAGUCUGAGUGGCACAUUAUUUUAACAUUUGGUACAUUAGCUAGUUUAUAUUAAAUUAUUUAAAUAAAAUAUGUUUUUAAUCAAUUUCUAAUGAAGUUAUAAAACUAUCAAUGCCGUGGAUGAAAAAAAAAAAUGUUUUAUAGACUCUGGCUGAAAGUUAAGUAGUUUUAUUAACUUUUUAGUAUUAUUGUUUUUUAUGCCGUCUUUAUAUGUUCAUUUGAGGAAUGUAAAAAAUAAAUAAAAAGCAAUAAAAUGUAAACCUUAUUUACAAACAUUGACGUUAAAGGGACAAAUGUAAAUAAACCAGAUGAAAACGUGA
Molecule: messenger RNA, 2312 nt
Organism: Bufo gargarizans (Asiatic toad)
Lineage: Eukaryota; Metazoa; Chordata; Amphibia; Anura; Bufonidae
Product: oocyte zinc finger protein XlCOF7.1-like
Exons: 5
Coding region: 141-1949 (602 amino acids)
Biological process (GO): negative regulation of transcription by RNA polymerase II
Molecular function (GO): DNA-binding transcription repressor activity, RNA polymerase II-specific
Source: RefSeq, a predicted model, not a curated record